Messenger RNA from Dinoponera quadriceps, 5133 nucleotides. It is a transcript of the gene Gbs-70E, whose product is annotated as protein phosphatase 1 regulatory subunit 3C-B. Gene Ontology annotation, cellular component: protein phosphatase type 1 complex. The record is from RefSeq and is a predicted model, not a curated record. Bases 541 to 1482 code for a protein of 313 amino acids. Gene Ontology annotation, biological process: regulation of glycogen biosynthetic process. Gene Ontology annotation, molecular function: protein phosphatase 1 binding; glycogen binding. Lineage: Eukaryota; Metazoa; Arthropoda; Insecta; Hymenoptera; Formicidae. The transcript is spliced from 5 exons.
GCGCGACUUCUCGUACAUUCAAACGCGUGUUGUACGUGGCGAGGAGUGGAGCGGCGCGCCGGUCGACCGAAGCAGGCCUGAAAUUCCGGCCUUCCUUCGCGUCCAAGUUAUCGUGUUGCUUCGAUCGAAUCACUGCGAAAUAAGAUGCUAUUGUCGGUCGCUGUUUGCCGGAAUCGGUAAUAGGCAACUUGAUAUUACGUGGGGAACCACCGGCUUUAUAAACGGUGUACUCGAUCUUACCUUCUACAUAUACUCAAAGUAGUCUCAAAACCGGAAUACGACACAACACGCACACACACACACACACACAUACUGUGUCGAUGAGUAUUGUGAUGUUAUUUACGCUCACAUAAGAGACUGGAAGAAAAUUUUACAACUACAACUGAUGAUCGAGUCAGCAGUCCUCGAGUUCUAGGGUAAGAAGAGAGAUAAAAAGGAAGGGGAAGAAAACGUCAAAAUUUAGCGAAAGCAGAGUUGCUGUUUCUAAAAUUCGUUCCUCAUCGCGGGGCCUGCCACUGUUAUUGCGAGAAAUAAGUCUAAAUGUGUUCGAUAGCUAUGCCAGCUGAACUGCUCCUGGGGCAUAGUCCUCCGGUGUACAGUUCUCUGCUGUACAAUCCUUUGGUGGUCACAGCGCCAACGAUUACCAGCAGGUCGGUACCACCCAGAAUCAGGCCAUGCCUUUCUUCGGGAUCUUUGACUCUGGAUGCGUUACGAAACAAUAAUAAUAACAGCAAGCAGAAGAAACGGGUGGUAUUCGCCGACGAUCGCGGCCGCCCGCUCACUCAGGUUCGUGUGAUGUCGGAGCCGAGCAAUGUGCCACCACUGUGGAGCACGGCUUAUGUGGCCGGUCUAACUGGCGGUCUGCUUCGUGCUUCGUCGAAGGAAGAUCAGGACGCUAUGCAGAACACCACGCCGCCUUGGCAAGUAACCUUCCCACAGCCAGCGAGCGAUUACCUCGCCUUCCGCCGCAAACUUGAUCAGGAUAACGUCAGCCUGGAGAAUGUAAUCGUGCGCGAGUCCGAGCAGUGCCUGGUAGGCACGGUGAAGGUCAGGAACCUGGCCUAUGAUAAGGAGGUUGUGGUAAGGGCCAGCAGCGACUGCUGGUCUACCCACGAAGACGUACAUUGCACGUACGUGGAGCAGCCUGGAGCAUUAGCUCUCAUUCUCUACGAUACCUUUCGCUUCCGGCUGACAUUGCCGGUGGCGUCAAACGUCAUAGAGUUUUGCGUACGAUAUCGCACUGAUGGUACAGAAUCAUGGGACAAUAACGAUGGCAAGAACUAUUUGAUACGCAAAAAACAGGAGCCUCGAAUAUCAGUCAAACGAUUCGACAGUACGUCGACAACAUGCAAUGGCCUCUUAAGCAAGGACGGGACGAAAGAUGGCGUUCAACGCAUCACGGAAGCCACCAAGAUGAACAUGCGCACAUGGAGCGAGUUUGCAUCCUGGCAUCAUCUGGCAAACGACGCUCCCUAUUGGUGAAUCCGUCGGGGAGGUUGUCUCCUCGUCAAUACGACGUACGAAACUGUACACGAAUCCUUCUAUUUGCUUUUUCGGCCUUCAAUCGCCGAGAUGUAGAUCAUGCGGGAUCACGUAGGUGUCUCGCGGCACAUGUGUCAGAGGAAACAGAAAAGAUGGAUGCGAGACGAGAAGAAAGAAGUUGCGCUUAAUGAUCUAAUUGGGAACGAAGAACGCGACGCGUGAAAAAAAAUGCGGAGGACGACAAUAAAAUGCAGCGGACGAACACGGGGAUAACGUAAUCUAUACGGUCCUGGCAUCCGCGGAGUCGUACAAUUAUAUCGUCGAGGUCAUUCGUCCGCUUCCAGAUUUAUACCAGCCACGUGUCCACCGGCGCGAAAACUUACCGAACAUCCUGUUCCUUCUUCUUCCUCUUCUCUUCCUAGGAUUUUCGAUCCUCCGAACCUGAUGAUGCCCGUCGAGAACAAGCUUUCGUCCUUGAAUCUGUUAGAUCUCGCUGAUCUCUUUGUUUCGGUGGUAAUUAUUAUUGGUAAUAGUUGUAUAAUUCUAUAAUUCUAUAAUUCUUCUUUCUUCUCCUCUUCUUCUUUCUAUCUUUCUCUACUUUUUUCUUUCUACCUUUUCCAAUAUCCUCGAUAUGAUCUUUACUGUUAAAAUAUAGAUUUGCGAUCGAGUGCGUCAUUAUUUUACGUAUAACGAAGCAAGAAUGUAUGUAUAACCUAAUUACGAGGCUUCUGUAUAAGCAAAUGGUUACAAUUAUCCUGCAGAUAUACAACGCAACUUGCCUUGACGUAUGAAACAACAUGUUGAACAACUGCUUUGUAACGUCAGCGUAUGUAACUCGCUUUUCAUGCAACACAAACACUCGAAAGAUAUCCUUAUUUGAAUGUGCUUAGUGCCUCUUGUGUUAUUUGAGUAACUGCCGUUGAAAUUAUUGUGAUUAAUUUUAUCGCAAAUCACAAACUGAAUCCGGCGUGGACAUUAUCAGCGAAAAAUAAUGGAAUUAUGAUAAUAAUACCAAUUAUGGGCAGAGCUCUUAUUCUCUAACUGGUGCUCAAUGCGUAACAGGUUUUUCCUGUAGUUCCUUCGGUGUGUACUAUUUCGUGAACAAAGGGUAACUUAUAUGUAUCGUUUGAGAUGUCAUGGAAUUUUUUCUUCAAUAUUAUAGAAAGUAGUGAAUAAAACUUUCUUAGUAUUUUAACGUUCGCUACAUCGAUUUACAUGGAAAACAGGGUUUGUUAUUGAAUCCCUAAGACUGCAGAAAAAAAGUUUUCCCCUUUCUUUUUUUCUUUUCGUUUGGAUCAACUUUCAUAACAUAUCCUUUCGCGCAUAAACAAGUGUUCCCUGAUCCGUAUAAAGUAUUAAGAGGAAUUCAUUAAAAAGUAGAUACAUGUUGAGAUUUUCUUAUUUUAUUUUGACAUGUUCUAACAUAGAAGACGAAAUAUCUAUUUUUCGAUGACUUCGUCUCAAUACUUUUUUUCAUAAAUUGAUGAGGAGAAUCUAUUUAUGUAAGAAAAAUAUAUGAUUUUACAUAAAAAAGGAUACAGGUCGUUUUCUGUCCUCGAUAUUGAUUUUUUGACAAAAAUCAAGUGACACUUGAAAAAGAAUUUAAAGCGUCGAGAAGGAAAUGUUGUGAAUGUUUAACUCAGUAUAAGCAGGGGAAGAAAAGUUUCACGAAUGUAUCGCAGGAACCGCGAAGAAACGAAAUGCCAAAUAGCUUCGAGCAUGAUGGCGCGUUCUAAUUAGGAUAAAAUUCAUAUAAAUUUAAGUGGUGAGUCAGAUUUUAUUUCGGAAUUCAUCAGCAGGAGUGUGAAGUGUGUAUAUAUCAACACGUGGUUCGUAUGGUACAUUCGUGUAAUUAUCUCCUUUUUAAGUACGGAAAGAAAUUUAGCACUUUUUGUUCUACUGCACUGAUAACUCGAAUGUACGAGUGUUAAGUUGGAUUUCUAGUCGAGAAGCAAAUAUUUAUAAUCAUUAGCCUAGCGUUUAAUCGAAUUUGGGAACGUAAACUUUUACUUAAUUUGUGAAACUAUUUGCAGGAAAUGUUAAAGGACGCAACGUCUUCUAUAAAAUACCACAGAUGUUUACUGUUAAGCGCUUUUUUAACGUCGAUAUUAACUUGUUGUUAGAAUAUAAGUAGUAUGCCGAGAAAACGAUCGAUAUAUAUUUUGAAAAUAUUAAACUGUUAGAGUCUAACACUAGUAUGUAUACUUUUCAGCUUUUAGUUCUCGCAAAUGGUAGAUAAUUAUAUUGUAAAUAUGUAUCUAUAUAUUUGUAUAUGUACAGAAUUAUUAGGUUGUUGCAGAUGAAAUGGCCAUUUUGGAAUUUUCAAUUUAAACUUUUAUUUGACACAUCUCAUAUACAUCUUGUCAAUCGAAAUAGUCUCCAUCCACCUCGAUACACUUCCCCCAACGUGAUACAAGCCCGUCAAUGCCUUUCACGUAGAAAUUGGAAGAGCGAGAUGCAAGAAAUUUGUCGAACGCACUUUUACAUUCUAUUUGGAGUAUUUUUUCACUUAAAAAACUAUCCACACGCAUUACAAACAAACGGUAAUCUUCGGACUAACAUCUGGUGGUUCGAUCACUUACAGAACCUUCCCCAAAAACUGUGCUUACGUUUCGCGUCACCUCGGCCGCGCUAUAGCAAGUUUGAAUUCGUACAAGAAUAUUUACCUGCAUUUCUUUACUUUCGAUGUCGAAGAAACAACGUUUUUCAACGAUAUAAACAAUAUAUAUAUGAAAUUAAGGUUACACGUGUGAGAUGUAUACUUUUCAAAUAUCACACAUUCAAUGACAGCUGCGUAAAGAAAGCUGAACUACCCAACCGGGAAAUUUGAAUUAUGACAAACGACCGAUUUCAUCUGCAAUAACCGAUACAAAGUAUGUAUAUAUAAUUGCAACUUGCGUAUGGUCUUUCCGAUAUUGCUUAAUAUUGCUCAAUAUUCGUUCAAAUUAAUAUAUAUUUAAAUAAAUAAUACUCAUUAAUAGCUCGAUUAUAUAUUCAAACAGACAUUCAAACGCAUAUAUAGUAUCAAUUAUAACUCAUUCUUAAAAAGUCGAAUUUUUUAUUGACUUUUAAUAAGUGAAAACAAGAAAGAAAACGAAUUUUCAAAAUGUGGGUUUCAUAAAUAGUUUUUCCCGGUAUAAAUUAACAUUUGAUUAUGAUCGGAAAAAUUAUUUAACGUCCGUAGAAUUGGUUUGUACACGUCAAUUAGUAUGGAAUUUGUCAAUUUUUUCCAAAUAUUCGCAAAAUAGUGACAGCGUUAUAAAAGUUUACUUUUAGAGUAGUAGUGAAGCGAAAUAUAACACAAACGCUUAAAUCCAAACGCACGAGCUCUUUGAAUGUGACAUUAUCUGGUGUCAAGUUUCUCGUCAUCGAUUCUUCGUUUUCUCAUCUCACAACUCUGGCAAAUUUUCAUAAUUGGAACACAAUAUUGGGACAACCCUUCGAAAUCGUUUUUACGUUCUUCUCGAACUUUUUCAAAGUCCAUCUGUGUAUCUUUUAGCUCUCAACGUUUCGAAUGCAUAUUUUUAACAGAUAUACUAUGUUUAAAUGUUCAAUUAUGUCAGAUAUAAUAUACAUUUACCUCUAUCCUAUGCUGUUAAACGACGACAAUAUUCAAAUACUUAUUCAAAUAUUACAAUGUUCAAAUAAUCA